This is a messenger RNA of Rattus norvegicus (Norway rat), 2777 nucleotides long. The record is from RefSeq and is a predicted model, not a curated record. NCBI's taxonomy places the organism in Eukaryota, Metazoa, Chordata, Mammalia, Rodentia, Muridae.
UAGAUAUUUUUUAAAAGGAUGAAUAUUGAGUUUUUAAUUGACUGGAUGGAGAAUAUGUCCUAAAUAUAAACAAGUAGGAACUCAAAGCUGUUGGGGCUACCGCUAAAACUAUAUACCCAUGUGGAUAAAAAAAUGCAUUUAAAAAUAUGAUUUGUGAGUUUGGGCCACACCGCUCUUUGCACCAUCCUCCAGUCCCCGCUCGUAGUCCCUCUGCCACCAUGCCGAUGUUCAUCCUGAAUACCAAUGUUUCCCACGCCUGCGUGCCAGAGGAGUUUCUCUUCGAGAUCACCCAGCAUCUGGUGCAGGCCACCGGCAAGCCAGCACAGUACAUCACUGUGUGCAUGGUCCCGGACCAGCUCUUGAAUUUCAUGGGCUUGAGUGACCUCUGUGCCCUCUGCACCCUGCACAGCAUCGGCAAGAUUCUUGGCGCCAGAACCUCACCUACAGCAAGCUGCUGUGCUUGCAGCCUGCUGUCGGAUCACCUGCACAUCAGCCCAGGCCGGAUCUACAUCAACUAUAACAACAUGAACACAGCUAACUCGGGCUAGAACGGAUCUACCUUCGCUUGAGUUCUGACCUGCACCGCUGUUCUCAGAGCCUUGCCGUACAUGGUGUUCAGUGUUCAGUGUUCAUCCACCAAUAGUGAUGCCCACCUUCUGGUCGGGAAAAAUAAAUAGUUUAAGAAAAAGAAGUAUGAUUCAUUGGCCUGGUACACAUAGUUAUAGUGACCAGUAAGGUUCUUUUAAAUCACCAGAAUCCAGCAUGGAAAAACAUCCCAUGUCUAAAACAUUGUGAAAUCUUCGAUCAGGAGGGAGAAGGGUUUCUCAAUGUUCCUUCAUUUCAUGUCUUUCUAAGCCAGUGGUCCUCACAGAUCAGCGUGCUUGAGAAACACCACUCAGUGGCUUUCAGUCACUGAGCUUCAGUGGUCAACACUGGCAACUUAGUUCUGCAGGCGAGGGUGAGGACCUUGAGUGUGCGCUUCUAACAAGGGUUGAGUUAGCAGGCUCUGCCAUGGACAGAACCACGCUUGGAGAACUUCCCAUCAGGAGAAUAAGGGAGCACUACUUCAAAGGUCACAGAAAUAGAGUCAUUCGGGUGUUUUUCUUUUGUUGUAGAUUUCUACUUGGCUUCUCUUCCCACAGACGGCAUGGAAGGUGGCUAUUUUGCUGUGAUAUCGAUGCCGUGUUGUAAAUCACCAGGACAGGCAUUUACCAUGGGAGAAACAAACACGCCCACUGCUGGCUGGAAACUCCUCACCCUGUCACCCCACUGCCAUUCAACUACAAAAACUAGCAAACUCUUUCUGGGUCCCUUCAACUUAAGGAACAUUGUUCCCAUGCCAUCUGAAGGGCACAGGCCCCUCUGGUCAUCUCAAGAUGUUUAGGCCAACAGCUAGCACACAGCAUCACAGACAGAUUCUCUGCUCUUAGAGUUUAUUGUGUGGCCUGGAGGAAAAGCAGUCCUCUCUCUUGCCUUCAUUUUCUGCCAUGAAAUAUGGAAAUAUUAUUGUCUGGUUCAUUGGAUAAUCUCUCAAAGGUCAGUGCUGUCUGCAUGUUUUUUACUGAGUCCCUCCUAUUUAGGAACAAGUUUAGAGAUCCACCAAACUUUGGUGUUUUACUCGCUCAGCUCCUAGAAAACCAGGUUUGAGAUGUUAGCAAGCAAAAGCACUCUAACAGUCUCUGAAGCCCUUUGGCAGUUGCUCACCUCUGGCCAUGUGGCUCUGAGGCUGUCAGGGGCACAAUGCCCCUGGUCUAUAACCCUGAGAGUUAGCAUUGACAGCUUUCAAUACCCUGUAGCUAAUAUCCCCGAGGCUGAUCCAAGCCUCCUCAGAACACCCCCACUCUGUGCCUGAUUGCCAGUACCUCAGAGGAAAUAAUGCUAUCUUAACUACUCCAUAGAAAGUGAGGGUGGCCAAUUCACUGUCUUCCCCAGUAGUCAGCUGCCAUCUCUUUCCUUGGCGGAGAAAUUGACCUAGAGAUGGAGAUGAGAUAGAAACGGGUCAGAAAGUUGUCUUUUUAAGAAAUUCUUGCAAGUUCGGGGAAAGGGAAAUAGGACUUCCUUGGUUAGGUAAGGGAAUCACUUCAGCAGCCCGGCCUCACCAGCUGCUUAUCGGCCUGUGUGGAUAUUGAUAUUUUUAUUGGAUAUUUUCUUUAUUUACAUUUACAGAAACCCACUAUCCCAUCUACCCCCCUGCUUCUAUGAGGGUGCUCCCUCACCCACCCAACCACUCCCUCCCACCUCCCCAUGCUGGUAUUACCCUACACUGGGGCAUCAAGCCUUGACAGGACCAUGGGCCUCUCCUCCCAUUGAUGCCGGACAAGGCCAUCCUCUGCUAAAUAUGCAGAUGGAGCCAUGGGUCCCUCCAUGAAAACCCCUUCAGCUCCUUCAGUCUUUUCUUUAGAUCCCACAUUGGGGUCCCCUUGUUCAGUCCAAUGAUUAGUUGCAAGCAUCCUCAUCUGUAUCAGUAAGGCUCUAGCAGAGCCUCUCGGGAGACAGCCAUAUCUGGCUCCUGUCAGCAAGCACUUCUUGGCAUCAGUGACUGGGUUUGGUGGCUGAAUAUGGGAUGGAUCCCCAGAUGGGGCAGUCUCUCAGUUUUUUUCUUGAUCAGCCAGAAUCAACUGACUCUUAGCAUGGUUGAAUAACUUGGAAUUUAUGUCUCCCUGGUAUGGGCACGAACUCACCAGCAGUAUAUUUAAUCACUCCACAGAUUUACCCAAGAAACACCUGGAUUGCCACACACACACACACACACACACACACACACACACACACACACA